This is a messenger RNA of Gopherus evgoodei (Goodes thornscrub tortoise), 3950 nucleotides long. Its product is annotated as NACHT, LRR and PYD domains-containing protein 12-like. Gene Ontology annotation, molecular function: ATP hydrolysis activity. Gene Ontology annotation, cellular component: cytoplasm. The record is from RefSeq and is a predicted model, not a curated record. Gene Ontology annotation, biological process: regulation of apoptotic process; positive regulation of inflammatory response. Bases 321 to 3119 code for a protein of 932 amino acids. Lineage: Eukaryota; Metazoa; Chordata; Testudines; Testudinidae. The transcript has 8 exons.
CUCUCCUUACCUAGCAGCAACAGCUGCUGCUUCCGGGAGAGACGCUGCGGCGCGGGGCCCAAUUUCGGGGGAAUCGGGCAAAUAGGCCUAAAGCCGGCCCUGCUGAGACUGUCCCCCCGGCUCCAACCACUAGACCCCACUCCCCUCCCAGAGCUGGGGAGAGAACCCAGGAGUCCUGGCUCCUUGCCCCCCUUGCCAAGGCCUUUGCUGAUUGUGGUUAAUGAUUGACCCAAAGGUUGCUCCUGAGAGAGCUGAGAUCCUCCCCCGCCCGCCCCGGGAGCAACAGGGCUCAGGGGCUUUGCAGACCCAGCUGGACCCAGAUGCCUGCCCCCCAGGAUUACCCCGAGCUGAUCCAGCAGCACCGGCAGGCCCUGCUUCGCUGGAUCAAGGGGAACCCCCACGCCCUGCUGCGUCGGCUCCACGACACCGAGGUGCUGAGCCAGGCCGAGUACUUCGCCCUGCUGGAGACGGCCCCCGAGAUGAACCAGGUCAUCGCGCUGCUGGAGUGGGUCAGCCAGGGUGUCGAGCGGAGCCGGUGCUUCCUGGAGGCGCUGCGGGAGCUGCAGGAGGAAUACGGUGCCGAACUCCAGCAAUGGCUGCAGGAGAAGUACCCGGAGAAAAAGAGACCGUGUCCUCCACUGCAACCAAACAGUCCCAACCGUCCGAAAUCCAACCACACAUUCCUGCAGAAAAUCCUACGGAAAAAAAACAAGAAGUAUGAGCCAACCCCAGAGCCACCAGGUGAGGAGCGCACUGGGAAUCUGAACUUCCGAAAGGCCCCGAGCGCCUCGCUGAAAGCUGUCCUGCAGCGCCACCGGGCCUCUCUGCUGCGGCACACCCAGCAGCUGUGCACCAACGCCUGUGACGCCCGCUCCUGCGCCCUCAUCGAGAUCCGCUACACCCCGCUGCUGCUGCUGGACCACCCCGGCCCCGCCGCCCCCCCCGGGCACGAGCACCUGGCCCUGGCUGCCCGCCGCACCCGCCUCCUCCCGCUCCACGCCCCCCGCCGGCUCCUCCUGCGCCACCUCCUGGCCCCGCUGCCCACUGAGACCCAGGGCCCCCGCCGGGUGGCCCUGAGCGGCGCCGCCGGCAUCGGCAAGAGUGUGACCAUGCAGAAGAUCCUGCACGACUGGGCGCUGGGCGCGGCUUUCCAGGGCCCCCUCUGCGCCUUGGAUUUCUCCUGCCGGGAGCUCAGCAUGAUGUCCAGCCCUGUCACCCUGGAGGGGCUGAUCUGCACCAAGCGUCCCCACCUGCAGGAGGUGCUGCCCGAGCUGCUGGCGCGGCCCGGGGACCUCCUCAUCCUCGUGGACGGCUUGGAUGAAUUCCGGCACCCGUUGGACGGCGGAACUCCCUGCCACUGGCCCGGCCAGCCGGCCCACGUCAAGGAGCUGCUGCGCGGCCUCAUCGACGGGACCCUGCUGCCUGGGGCGGCCGUCGUGGUGACGUCUCGGCCGUGCCCGGCCCUCUCCAGCAUUCCCUUUGAUCGCCACAUGCUGAUCCUCGGCUUUGACGAGGACCAGGUGGAGGACUACUUCCGCCGGUUCUUCCGGGAUGCCGAGCGAGCCGCUGCUGUGCAGGGCUACAUCUCCGGCCAUCAAGGCUUAGCCGGGCUUUGCUUCAUCCCCCUCUACUGCUUCAUCUUAUGCACCGCCCUGGGGGAGUUCUUCCCCGCCGGCAGGGCAGCUGACCCAUCUCCGCCCACCACCAUCACCGAGGUCUAUCGCUGCUAUAUGGCCACCAUCCUGGGAACCGGCUGGUCUCCGGAGCCGGGCUCCAGGCAGCUAGUCCUGCGCCUAGGGCGCCUGGCAUACGCCGCCCUCUUGGCUGACAAGAUCCUCUUCACCCCAGCUGAGCUGCAGGAAUUCGGAUUCGACCCCCAAGACCUUCCGGGCACUUUCUUCAACCCCAUCUUCUCCAGAGAAGACCACCAGGUCUAUUGCUUCUUCCAUCUGACGGUGCAGGAGUUCCUGGCUGCACUCUACUGCGUGGCUGCCCUGGAUCCUGGCGCUGAGGACCUCACGCCCUGCCUGGAUCUCUGGUGGGAGGGAUCGGCCGGGCAGGACGGGGACCCAGAGCCCUCCUGGACAUCACCAGGUGAAUCCAGUCUCCUCCACUCCACCAGGCAGCUCCUGAGGGGCCACCAGCCCCGGUGGGACAAUCUCCAGAUGUUCGCCAGGUUCUUCAUGGGGCUGUUGACCUCCAGGAUGGAGGGGAAGCUGGAAGGGUUGGCCGCAGGCUUCUCCGGAGACGUGCUGGGGCCCGUGGCGGACUGGCUGGGGAGGAAGCUCAGAGGAGACACCGAGAGGCGCCUCCUCUCGCUCCUGCAUUGCGUGGCUGAGCUGCGCCAGGAGGGGGUGACGGGCCGGGUGGCCUGUGAGCUGGAGGACGUCAACCUCUUCAAGGUGACCCUCAAUCCAGCCGACUGCGCCGCCCUGGCCUACGUGCUGGGGGCCUCCGAGCCUGGGCGGGUGAAGAACCUCAACCUGAGCUACAGCAACAUGGGCGUGGCCGGGCUGCGCAGGAUCCGGGGGCUGCUGCACCGCUGCGAGACGCUGCAGCUGCGCUACAAUUCUCUGGACAAGGAGGCGGCCGUCAUAGAGGCCGAGGUGCUGAGAUCCCCCCAAUGCCAAGUGAAAAGGCUGCUCCUGUGCGGGAACUGCCUGGGCUCGGAGGGGGCGAGGGGGCUGUGGGAGGCCCUGCGGGAGAACUGCACCCUGGAGGAGCUGUACCUGGACAUCACCGGGAUCACCGACAGCGGCUUGGACAACAUGCUGCCCUGCCUCCUGGCCAACAGCACCCUCCGGCUCCUGACCAUCGUGGGGAACCGGCUGAGCGAGGUCGGGCAGCGGAUCCUGUCGGAGCUGAGCCGUCGCAAGCCAGGCCUGAAGGUGAUCAGCACAUUCGAGACCGACAUGGGCCUGCUCCAGGCCUACCUGGACUGGGUGGAAGAGAUCAAGGCCGACCCCGACCAGAUGGACGCUGUGAAGAAUGCCGAUGCCCUGCGCUGCAUCGUCUCCGUCCUCCGGGACUUGGACGAAUCCAGGACCAGCCCUGAGGCCCGGGCCAGAAUCCGAGAGCUGAGGCGAGAGAUCAGCGCUCUCCUGGGGGAGAAGGAGUGAAAGGUGCUAGGAGCUGCACGUCUCGCUGCUAGGCUCCUUCCUGCCACUAGGGGGAGACACCCACUGAAAUCCCCCAUGAUGCCAUCUAGGUGAAGCUGUAGGGUAACUUAGGUGUUUAUGAGAGCUGGAAACAGGACAUGGGGCCUUUCCCCUGUAGGGGGCGCCGGCACCCAUCCAGGCCCAGACUGGGGGACUGGCUGGCUCGGGUGGGUGGGAAAUGAGACCUUUCCCCUCUAGGGGCCACUGGCAUCGAUCCAGCCCCUCGGUGGGGUGCUGGCUGGCUCAGGGGCCAGGGAAUGGGACACGGCCUUUCCCAGCUAGGAUGCGCCGGCUCCCAUCCCGCCCCAGAUCCGAAUGGCUGUGUAAUGAUGGUGAGGUUCUCAGCUCCGUUCCCAGUAGGGCGGGCACCCCUGUCACCCUCUCCACCCCAUGGACAUUAAGCAGCCCCAUUGCCGCUAUGGAGUCUGAACCCCCUCCUCCCUCAUCAGCAGGGCAUGGAGAUAAACUGGCAGAGGGAUGUGAGGCAGGGCGGGCAGGAGGGGGGAUGGUCUGCCUGGGAAUUUCACAGCAAGAGCUGGGACAGAACCCAGCUGCCAGUGCCUGGGAGUUAUGGAGAAUCCUCAUUGUGAACACUAUAGGGGACAUGACACACACUAGAACAUAUUUACUUCCCUGCCACAGGGGGUAGUGGUGAGUGUAUCAUGAGAUACACACUCCUCUGCUCAUUUCAGUAUAAACUGGCUCCAGGAUGGGAAUGUUUUCAUAUAAAUCCCCCUAAAAAAAGGGAGUAUUGGUAAAUAUUGGUAAUGAAUAAAUUUGUGUUACUAGUCA